GGCAUGGGCCAGCCUGGGGCCAACGACAUGGCCAUCGCCGCUGCCUUAGGGAAUUUGGGGAAGGUGAGGGAGCUGCUGGACCAGAGGGCGGACCCCAAUGCAGUCAAUUCCUACGGCAGGACGCCGAUCCAGGUCAUGAUGAUGGGAAACACCCAGGUGGCGGAGCUGCUGCUGCAGAGAGGAGCGGAUCCCAACCGGCCGGACCCGCUCACCGGCUCCCUCCCAGUGCACGAUGCGGCGCGAGAAGGUUUCCUGGACACCCUUGUGGCGCUGCACCGAGGCGGGGCUCGCUUGGAUCUGCGGGACACAUGGGGCCGCCUCCCCAUUGACCUAGCUGUAGAGAGCCGGCAUCAGCAAGUGGUCAGCUACCUCCGAGCCCAGCCGGCAAGGGGUGCCGCUCCGCCCCAGGCAUAGGGCACGGGCGUGUGGCCAGCUCUCUGUGGGGCUCUGCCCUGCUCAGCCACACAAAGCACUGAACUGCAGGCACCAGGUUUGUCUACAGCAGCUGGGGACCAUCCCCCAGGACAGCUAGGGGCCGCCUUGUAACCCUGACACAUCCGGCUGGAAAGCAGAGGGUAGCAGUAUGGGAGGCUGUGGCCACCACUCAUUAGGGUUCACCCAAUUUUGUUCAUCUUUAAUCCAGUGCUGUACCCUCCCCACAUUUACAGAAGAGUCCACAUUAAUGGGUGUUAUAAUAUUUCCUCCUAGAACAUAACUUAUUGUCCGAUUUUUCUUAAAUGUAUGAAGUAUAAUAAAGAGGAAUAAUAUACUGUAAAUAUGCCACUUGGAAAUGUUCUCUUAAAUGCACUAAAAGGAAACACGUUCUUUGUUUUUGUUUUAGAUUUUUACUUUGCACAAAUAUGUAUAUUAGCUUUUACUUGAAAAAAAUAAACGUUCAAACACAACCACUGUAAAGGAAACCAUGAAGGUAAAUAUACCAUUUAAAUUAAUAAACUAUUACUAGUCUGACAGAAA
This is a messenger RNA of Dermochelys coriacea (leatherback sea turtle), 975 nucleotides long. Its product is annotated as cyclin-dependent kinase 4 inhibitor B-like. Gene Ontology annotation, molecular function: protein kinase binding; cyclin-dependent protein serine/threonine kinase inhibitor activity. Bases 4 to 414 code for a protein of 136 amino acids. Lineage: Eukaryota; Metazoa; Chordata; Testudines; Dermochelyidae. The transcript has 2 exons. Gene Ontology annotation, cellular component: nucleus. Gene Ontology annotation, biological process: negative regulation of cell population proliferation; regulation of cyclin-dependent protein serine/threonine kinase activity. The record is from RefSeq and is a predicted model, not a curated record.